Cinclus cinclus is the source of this 3026-nucleotide messenger RNA. RefSeq names its product ciliary microtubule inner protein 4 (gene CIMIP4). The record is from RefSeq and is a predicted model, not a curated record. The transcript is spliced from 4 exons. Lineage: Eukaryota; Metazoa; Chordata; Aves; Passeriformes; Cinclidae. Bases 538 to 1059 code for a protein of 173 amino acids.
CAGAAUGAAUGCAAAGUCCAGUGCUAAAAUACACCACUGGGUACUGGACAUGGGAGGGCCAAGCUGUGGUUCUGUCAUGGACUCUAUGGAAGACUUCUUGCCAGCCCGCCAUCUUCCCAUUUGGAAUGUGGAAAAUGGGGGUACCUUCCAUAUGGCAACUGGACCCAACCCACAGGGAGGUGUUUUGCUUUCCUGGGGUCCAGGUAAGGGACAUCAAAAAGAAUUGCAUGGUAUCAACUGGUACAGCCCACUGAUUAUACUCUCUACUGGUGUUCCAGGCAGGCAGCAACAAGGUCCCAGCAAGACUGAGGUCAGAGAGCUCAUGCAUAGCAUUUGGAGAUGCUAGAAGAUCCAUUUCUGCUGAAAUGCAGUCUUGUUGAUUAUCAUGACUGUGUUAGGAAUGUCUCCAAGAAAUCCUGUAUGUGUGAUGAGAACUUUUGGGCAUUUCAUGAGACAUGAGCCCUUGGCUCUGCUCCUUGUGUGUUUUUCCAAGCAGCAAGGAUAGGCCUUUUCUACACCAUGUGAAUUCUGUUUCCCAUGGAGCUGGAGCCCACAACUCAUAGAGGGAGGGAGCAUUGUUCCCUAGCAACCAUCUCUACUCUGCAGCCUUCAUCCCACCUUCAUACUGGGACUUCAGCAGGACCUGCGUGCUUGUACAAACCACCAGUCACCACACCAGGGAUCAUGGACCAGAAGGAUCAAGCUCAGGACAAUGCUGCAUUAGGAACAGGACGGAAAGGACCCAACGACUGUACUGAAAUGACAAAAAGCUCCUUGGCCUGGGCAUCUCUUUCAGAUUACCAACAGCUGGGUUACAACUUGACAAUAAAUCUCUUCCAAGGUGGCCCACUGAGGAGCCAAAGCUUGAUGAGAGAUUCCUACACCCCUGAAGUAUUUCAGAGGGCAACCAUAGAUCCCAGACAUUGGCAUGGGAGGACAAUUAAUGAGCUAGGACUCUGCCUUCCAGCUUCAAAGAGUAGCCAUUUGGUGCAGCAAUCACAAAGUACAUUUCUGGGAAGAUGUUCUUCGCUGUCUGGUCCUAAGCUCUCACUAUUUUAGAAGAUUGAUGCUUUUCUCAAUAAUAUGAACUGUUUUGGGACAGAAUUAGGAUUGUUACUUCACCAUUGGCUGGUGAUUAAAUAACAGUAUGCUAACUUUGUUAAAGCAGUGAUGGAGGCUAAAAUUUAACUAAUAUGAUAAUCAAGUGAUAAUCAUUUUCCACCACCAAUAAUUAACCAGAUAUUUCCAGGCAGAUGUCCAAGUCUUUCAAAUUAAGGAUACCAGCCAAAUUGCAGCUUGUAGAAACCUCCCUGUGGGUUUGCUUUGUAUAUCAGUACUGAGUGACUGCUGCCUGAGCACACACCACUCUCCCCUCCCUGAACAGCACAGCUCUGUAGGAACAGCACUUCUCUGUGUUGCAUCCAACACUGAUGGCCAGUAUAACUCCAGGUACAUAAUGAACCCUGUCUUCUGAGACCACAGCAGGUCCUAAUCCAGAAUACAUGGAGCUGAACAGAAGUCUACUAAUGUUAUUUGGCAUACUGGAGGCAGGCAGUUCAGGGCACAGUCAGCUAAUAGGCAACACAUAAUGUGGGAUGAAUCCGCACCUAGAUGUACAAAUGUGUUUCUAUUAGACAUUAAAAAUGCCUAUUAGGCAUUAGAAAUGGACACUAGGGCAAGCAGGCAGACUUCAGAAUUAUGGUUCAGCUGGAAGCAAAUGCCCUUUUGCUAUUCAUGUGUGGCUCAUUAAGAGAAUAGAUCAGAAGAAAAAGAGACUGAAAGGUCCUGUUGGUGCACCAUUUGGCACAAAAUGGGGUGUUUGCCUCUUGCAGUGAAAUGAAGUCACUGUAUACACCUUUUACAAAUGAAAACAUUUUAUAAGCACUUAAAUAGUAUAAAAUACUUGGUGUUGUAUAAUGCACUCAAAUGGGUGACAGCUGUUUGAUGACAAAUGAACAUACCCAUGUCAAUCCCCCUUCAUCUUCUUUGCUUUGCCAAAUGGUACAGCUCAGCCAGGAACAAACACUUUCAGACAGGUGACACAUGAAAGCUGCAGAGAUAACUGAGAUUACAGCUUUCAGUGAAGCAGCACAGCCACUGGGCCAAUCAAUACCUGAAGUCUUUGAGUGCUGAACAGACUAAUUCAGCCACAACUUUGUCAGGGAGCAUUUUCCUGUGUGGCACUUUUUCUAGUAGAGUGCCUUGGAUAUCCAAACACAUAUAUGGAAAGCCAGCCUCGGAAUCUCCAGGUACCAUAUCAUAUGCAGUUAGACAAGAACAGAGCUGAAGUAAGUGCCCAUGCUCACUGCAGCUGAAAUCUCUCUUCUGUCCAUUCUUUGCCUCUCAACAGUUCAUUCCUUCUUGCUUGUUUUGUGUUGGUGUUGGCACUUCCCUGCCCACACUCUGAACUGAGUCAAACUGAUAAACCAGCAGAAAAUCAAUACAGAAGGAAAAACAAAACAAAACAAAAGUUAACAGGUUAGCCAAUUAAAAUUUCUGAACAAAGGACCUUGUCGCAGACAAGGCAAUGAGUGAUGGGAUAUGCAGAUAUUGGGAAAGAGAAACAGAAGAGUGGAGGUGGAAAUAGCCUUUCACUGCCUUUUUAAUGUAGCAAGAAAUUAGUUUGCCUCCUCUGUAUUGUCUCAUAGAACGUAGUGCUUUUCAACACAGGUAGCCCGUAUUAAAGUGAUUUUACAGGGUCUGAUCAUUGGGUGGCAGCUCUGAGCCAGUGUUUUUAUUUGACAAGUCAGAAAUUGGAAACUGUGUGUUCUCUGGUUUAGCUAAACCAUUCACUGAAAUUGCUAUUUAAGAACUGUUUAUAUCACCUCUAAACAUUCAGCGCACUUGAAAUGUAAUCAGACUACAAGGAUUUGAAGUAGAAGAAACCAGUUUCACCCCAGCUUCUGCAGCACUCUCCUCACGAAUUUUUCUAGCAGUAAUGGCUACUUCCUAGUUCAGGUUUAUGCAUCACUGCAACUGAAGCACAGGUCAUUUUGCAGGAUAUCACUUUUAAUAAAUAUUUCCUA